CUCUGUGGUGUAAACUGCAAAGUGGUGUAAAACGUGCAUUUGCGUGCUUAAUUGUAAACAAUUUAUUAAAUUUACAACUAAUACUUAAUCUGUGAAAUAUACCUCUAUGUAAUAAAGACGCCUCUUCAAAAUAGGAUGUAAAUGUAUUUAAUAUAAUUCAUAUUGUUUUUUUCUAUGAUAAAUAAUUUUACGAGAACAUAAUACCUAGGUACUCAGAUUUGUGGUUUAGGGGAGCGAAUAUAUUAUCUUUCAAUAUUAUUAAUUAAUAUCAUAGCUCGUUACCUAAUAAUCAUGCUUGGGUAUACUAACGCAGGAAUACCAGACAAAUCUUGGCAACCACCAGUCGCUAUUUUAGAGACAACAAUGGGGACUAUUAUUUUAGAAAUGUACUGGAAACACACACCAUUGACUUGUAGAAAUUUUAUGGAAUUAGUAAGAAGAGGUUAUUACAAUAAUACAAAAUUUCAUAGAAUAAUAAGAGAUUUUAUGAUACAAGGAGGUGAUCCCACAGGUACAGGGAAGGGUGGGCAAUCAAUUUAUGGACCGCAGUUUAAUGAUGAAAUAACUCCUGAUUUAAAGCACACAGGAGCUGGAAUCUUGUCUAUGGCCAAUGCAGGACCCAAUACAAAUGGUUCUCAGUUUUUUAUUACUUUAGCCCCAACACAGUGGCUGGAUGGGAAACAUACCAUUUUUGGUCGAGUUCAAAGUGGUAUGUCUGUUGUUAAGAGAAUUGGACUAGUAGAAUGUGACAAAAAUGAUUCACCAGUAGACGAUGUUAAAAUAGAAAAGGCAUAUAUACCAAAAUAGUUUCAAUAUAAUAAUUCAUUCGG
Colias croceus (clouded yellow) is the source of this 830-nucleotide messenger RNA. It is a transcript of the gene Cypl, whose product is annotated as peptidyl-prolyl cis-trans isomerase-like 1. Gene Ontology annotation, cellular component: catalytic step 2 spliceosome. The record is from RefSeq and is a predicted model, not a curated record. Gene Ontology annotation, molecular function: peptidyl-prolyl cis-trans isomerase activity. NCBI's taxonomy places the organism in Eukaryota, Metazoa, Arthropoda, Insecta, Lepidoptera, Pieridae. Bases 292 to 807 code for a protein of 171 amino acids. The transcript has 2 exons. Gene Ontology annotation, biological process: protein peptidyl-prolyl isomerization; protein folding.